Messenger RNA from Lathyrus sativus (Indian pea), 1914 nucleotides. NCBI's taxonomy places the organism in Eukaryota, Viridiplantae, Streptophyta, Magnoliopsida, Fabales, Fabaceae. The record is from the annotation of a GenBank genome assembly.
AUGUUGCAGCGAACCACUGGAGUAGGGAUGAAUUCUGCAAUGGAUGAUAUGAAUUUGAUUCAGCAAGCACAGAGGCAUCACUUGGUUGUGAGGGAGAUUGGUGAAGAGAUUGAUUUAGAAAUUGGACCCGGGGAAGAUGAUCCUUCAUUUGGUAAUACAACACUAAUUGGUGCGCCGUUGCGGGAAUCUUCUGCGGAGGAUCAUGGCGAGAGCAAGCAGAUGAUGGUGGUUUCUCAGCUUUCUAAUGAUGUUCAAGAUAUGUCUCAGACCCAACAGGUGAAAAGGAAGAAAAAGGUUGUUAAAAGAUGGAGAGAGGAAUGGGCAGACACCUACAAAUGGGCCUAUGUCGAUGUGAAAGACGGGACACCGAGGAUUUUCUGCUCUGUCUGUAGGGAAUUUGGCCGGAAGCAUCGAAGAAAUCCUUACGGUAAUGAGGGAAGUCGUAACAUGCAGAUGAGUGCGCUCGAGGAACACAAUAAUAGUUUGCUUCACAAAGAGGCUCUUCGUCUUCAAUCGGCCUCCAAAGAUAAAAUUAUGGCUGACAAGCCUGUAUAUGUAAAAGCCGUAAUGUCAAAAACAGCGGGAUCAAUUCUUGAAGCAACACUAAAAAGGGAUCCUCAUGAGGUUGAGUUCAUUCAGGCAGUCCAGGAGGUAGUUCAAGCUCUUGAGAGAGUCAUCGGGAAAAAUUCUCAUUAUGUUAACAUCAUGGAGCGAUUGUUGGAACCUGAACGAAUGAUUAUUUUUAGAGUUCCAUGGGUGGAUGAUAGGGGUGAGACACACGUUAAUAGGGGGUUUCGAGUACAAUUUAACCAGUCAAUGGGUCCAUGUCGGGGUGGCAUUCGAUUUCACCCGUCAGUGAAUUUAAGUAUUACCAAAUUCCUUGGCUUUGAGCAGACGUUAAAGAAUGCUCUAUCACCUUACAAAUUAGGAGGAGCAGCCGGUGGAAGUGAUUUUGAUCCAAAAGGCAAAAGUGAGAAUGAGAUUAUGCGAUUUUGCCAGAGUUUCAUGUGCGAGAUGUAUCAUUACCUUGGUCCUGACAAGGACCUUCCAUCGGAGGAGAUGGGCGUUGGUACUCGCGAGAUGGGGUAUCUUUUUGGACAGUAUAGACGUCUAGUUGGUCAUUUUCAGGGAACUUUUACAGGGCCAAGAAUAUUUUGGUCUGGCUCCAGUCUUCGACCUGAAGCUACUGGCUAUGGACUGGUUUUCUUUGCCCAGCUCAUGCUAGCCGACAUGAAUAAAGAACUCAAAGGAUUAAGAUGUGUUGUAAGUGGUUCUGGAAAGAUUGCACUGCAUGUUUUAGAGAAGCUAAUUGCAUAUGGUGCUCUACCCAUUUCAGUAUCAGAUUCUAGGGGAUAUUUGGUUGAUGAAGAUGGAUUUGACUACAUGAAAGUACAAUUUUUGAGAGACAUCAAAGCUCAGCAUAGAAGUUUGCGAGACUAUUCAAAGACCUAUGCUCGGUCCAAAUAUUAUGACGAAGCAAAACCCUGGGUUGAAAGAUAUGAUCUUGCAUUUGCUUGUGCUACACAGAAUGAGAUUGAUCAAGCUGAUGCCAUCAAUUUGGUUAAUUCAGGAUGUCGCAUACUAAUAGAAGGUUCAAACAUGCCCUGUACCCCUGAUGCAGUUCAAGUUCUGAGGAAAGCUAAUGUUCUUGUUGCUCCUGCAAUGGCUGCUGGUGCUGGAGGGGUCGUGGCUGGAGAACUUGAAUUGAACCACGAGUGCAGUUUGAUGAACUGGUCCCCAGAGGACUUUGAAUCUAAAUUGCAGGAAGCAAUGAAACAAACAUAUCAAAGAGCUAUAAAAGCUGCAACUGAUUUCGGUUAUCAAAAGGAAAGUCCCGAGGCUUUGGUACAUGGAGCAGUUAUCUCUGCCUUUCUUACUAUAGCUCAAGCCAUGACUGAUCAAGGCUGUGUAUAA